Molecule: messenger RNA, 528 nt
Organism: Pseudogymnoascus verrucosus
Lineage: Eukaryota; Fungi; Ascomycota; Leotiomycetes; Thelebolales; Thelebolaceae
Exons: 2
Coding region: 1-528 (175 amino acids)
Source: RefSeq, a predicted model, not a curated record
AUGGCUCUCAUCAACGCGGGCACCAUCAUCCGCUCAAUAUGCCUGUUUCAUAUCACCCUGGGAUUCUUCUUCCUCACGUCGCCUCAUACCGUGGCUGACCAAACACUCGUUUUUAUCAUGGGUGAAGCUAUGGGCCUUCCUCACGUUCGCGCGUUCGACUCUCCAUCUCCGCCACUCGCUUUCCUCGGAGUUGUACUGGCCAUCUGGGGCUUCAGCGACCUCAUCGCCGUCUCCCAACCCGAAGAAAUCGCAAACCACUACUGGUCAUCCCAAGCACCCAUCCGUCUCGUCCUCUUCUUCGCCUUGGCAGGCUAUAGCUACCUGUUUUCCGCAAAGUCGCCAAUGUAUAAGACGUCCGGGUAUAUAACGAGCUCGUGGGGCGAGGGCUUGAAGAACAGAGUUUUGUUUACGUGGGCGUUCGUGGAGAUGAUUACGUGGUUCUGGAUUUGGACUACGUUGAGGGAGGAGCGGAGGGAUAUGCUGGCUAAGGCGCAGGAAAAGAGGGCGCAGGAGGAUGAUCGGUUGUAA